Molecule: messenger RNA, 1377 nt
Organism: Parastagonospora nodorum SN15
Lineage: Eukaryota; Fungi; Ascomycota; Dothideomycetes; Pleosporales; Phaeosphaeriaceae
Exons: 2
Coding region: 1-1377 (458 amino acids)
Biological process (GO): carbohydrate metabolic process
Molecular function (GO): chitin binding
Source: RefSeq, a predicted model, not a curated record
AUGCCCAACCAGCUGAAUUUGUCUGGCAUUACCCACCUCGUCCUCGCCUUCGCUACAAUCGACCCUGUAACGUACAAGAUUGGUCUUCGCGACACAGCAGACGAUGAUGUCUACAGAGAGUUCUUGAGUCUACCAGACAGCGUCUCCAAAUGGAUCGGCAUUGGCGGAUUUCAAUUCACGGACUCGGAUCAGCCUACGCACCAAACCUUCUCGAAGAUGAGCAGCUCCAAGGAGAACCGCAAAGCUUUUACCGACUCCUUGCAGCAGUUCCUUUCUACUUACAAGUUCAGUGGAGUAGACAUUGACUGGGAAUGGCCUGGCAACUCCGACCGUGGCGGAGAUUCCGGCGACAAGGCCAACCAGGUGGAGCUUCUCCAGGACAUGCGCCAAGCUCUGGGCAACAAUAUCGGUCUCGGUGUCGCGAUACCAGCGCAAUACACGUAUUUGCAGAACAUAGACCUCAAGGGACUUGAGGCUCAGGUUGAUUGGCUCAGCAUACUCACCUACGAUCUACAUGGAGCUUGGGACGCCACCACACCAGGUCUCGGCCCAAAGAUCAGGCCUCACACAGAUCUUCAGGAGGUCGAUACCGCCCUAAACCUUCUCUGGGGUACACAAAUUGAUUCGAGGAAAAUCAACAUGGGUAUCGCAAACUAUGGCCGAGGAUAUACAGUCGAAAAGAAGGAGUGCGCGUACUUCGGCUGCACAUACACUGGUCCAAGCAAAGCUGGCUCGUGCACUCUUCAGGAGGGUAUUCUGAGCUCAUGCGAGAUUCGUCGCCUGAUCAGCGAGAAGCAUUUGAGCUGGAAGGUCAUCCAAGGUGGCGCUGAAGUCAACGAAGUCACGUGGGACGACCAGUGGAUCGCUUGGGAUGACACCAACACUCUUGGCAAGAAGUUGGAGCUCGCAAACGACCGCUGUCUAGGUGGUACCGCUCUCUGGGCCAUCGACUACGAUUUCAGCGGUGCCAUCACAACCUGCUUCGUCACAGAUAGCCUCCUCCCAACCUUCAGUGUCAGUAUCUUCAGAUACCCCCCUAACUUCAUCGCAGUCUCAAGGAUCAGCUUCUUCGGACUCACCUCCAGUCUCUACGCAGCUCCCUCCUUCAGAUGCUCCCCCAACUUCAUCGCAGCCUCCGGGAUCGGCGUCUUCGGACUCACCUCCAGCUUCCACGCAGCCCUCUUGGUCAGCUCCCUCCGAUUCUCGGCCAGCAUCUCAGCCAGCAUCAUCUCAGCCUUCAGGGUCUGCCCCGUCCAGCGCGCCACCAGCUUCGUCGGAAGCUCCAUCGUCUGCUCCUCCCAGUACGCAGCUAGCAUCUUCCGAUGCACCAUCUCCUCCGGCCUCGAGCGCCCAAGGCUCAUCUCAAGCUGGCACUAG